Aspergillus melleus is the source of this 1119-nucleotide messenger RNA. RefSeq lists its product as uncharacterized. The record is from RefSeq and is a predicted model, not a curated record. The transcript has 2 exons. Bases 1 to 1119 code for a protein of 372 amino acids. Lineage: Eukaryota; Fungi; Ascomycota; Eurotiomycetes; Eurotiales; Aspergillaceae.
AUGGUUAAUAUCUUUGAUGAUCGUACAUCCUCGAUCUCGAGAUUGUUCCGUGAGGUGGAGGCGGAGCACCACCUUGUGCAGAACAAGUUAAACGAACGGCCAGAUAUCCCAGGAUUAACGCCGCGCGGAUUCGAGCGAUGGGCCACAUUGAUGAUCCGCGCUCACCCCAAGAAAGAAUAUGAGCGACUCAAAAAAGCCGUACUCAAUAUGCCUAUCAGCAACCCUGACAACAAGAAGGAACGGUUCCCUAAGGAGAUCCCACGGCGACUCUUCCCGGAAACGCCGGUCCUUCCCCUGCGAGAAGAGGUGGAUCAAUUCAUCAUCAAGCACUGCGGUGUCGAUCUGCCUCCGAUUACAGAUGAGGAAGUUAAACAAGCCGCUGCGCAUCGCCACAAACCUUCGACUAGCUCCUCCGCGUCAGGGACAGAAUCCGCCUCGGUUAGUGAGCGAGAGCGAAAGCCAAAACCAUACCAGGCGUCUGUUUCGGCUGUGGUAGAUGACGAUGAUGAAGACAAAGAGAUUCCACCCCAGCCAAUCGAACGACAACGGAAACCUUACACCGCACAGCCAGGAGGGGGGAAGAACUACGAAGAAAAGAAAACCUCCGGACACCGGCAUACCCAAUCAUUCUCUGGAGGCUCUAUUCCUAAGGAAAGUCUUGGAGGUCACGGACACAAGCAGUCAGAAGCAUACAGCCAAGAUCCACUCUAUUCGCGCGGUGCCUCACGUCCGUUUGGCGGGCGAUCCCGAAGUCCGUCCCGAGUAAACGCAAGUGACUACAGGCACUCCGAAAGUGACCUCCUGCAGAGCAACAGUGGUUUAUAUGGGACCUCUCCAGGUGGUUAUUAUGGAUCUGGUGCAGGCACCCUAACAGGAGAUAUUCUUGAGGACAACCGACGCCGACGCGAGCUUGAACGCGAAGACGAGGAUUUGCGGUUGUAUGAAUCCCUGCGAGAGCGCGAGAAGGAGCGUGAGAAGAGCAAAUAUAACGAUCAUUUCCCAGCUCGAUCUAGCUGGUCUAACGACGAGGAUUUCUAUCGCGGCAUGCUCGGUGGUCAAGGCGGUGGCCCAGUCGGCGGCAGCAGCGGAUAUGAUUACAAGUCGUACGGAUUCAAGUGA